Molecule: messenger RNA, 1088 nt
Organism: Sipha flava (yellow sugarcane aphid)
Lineage: Eukaryota; Metazoa; Arthropoda; Insecta; Hemiptera; Aphididae
Product: mitotic spindle assembly checkpoint protein MAD2A-like
Exons: 3
Coding region: 240-854 (204 amino acids)
Biological process (GO): mitotic spindle assembly checkpoint signaling
Cellular component (GO): kinetochore; nucleoplasm; cytoplasm
Source: RefSeq, a predicted model, not a curated record
UGAACAUACCGUGUGUGCAUGCGGCUGCUGGAAUUUGAGAAUUUUCCGUUAUAUUCUAUAUACCUAUGCUUUCAGUAUUUUCAAUUUUCAAAUUAGCCGUAGAUGUUCUCAUGUUUGUUUGAAUGUCGUUUUUAUUCCAUCAGAAUCGAAUACUCGAGUUUGUGAUUGUUCAUAUUUAUUACAAAUUCAACAGUUAAACCACAGAAUAUAUAAUUAUUUUACAAUAAUAUUGUCGAACGAUGGCCACCAAACAGCAGAGCCAAAACGCCAUCACUCUUAAGGGAUCGGCAAAGUUAGUUAUGGACUAUUUAAAUUUUGGUAUCAACAGUAUUCUUUUUCAACGUGGAAUAUACCCACCCGAAUCGUUCAAAACCGAAGAACAUUUUGGUCUUUCAAUUCUUGUAUCAACUGAUGAAAAAAUUCAACAGUUCCUAACUCCAGUUCUUAGUCAAAUGAAAGAUUGGUUAUUGGAACAAAAAAUUCAAAAAUUGUCAAUGGUUGUAUCAAAUGUUACUAAUAAAGAAGUCAUGGAACGUUGGGAUUUCAAAGUGCAGUAUGAAGGAUCUAAUGAUUCCAAUCCAGAUUCAAUUGGCAAUAAAGAAUUAUCAACAAUACAAAAAGAAAUAAGAGAUGUUCUUAGGCAAAUCUGUUCCACCGUUAGUUUUUUGCCCUUACUAGAUUGUCCAUGUGCAUUUGAUUUGCAAAUAUACACUAAACCUGAUGUAGAAGUUCCACAAGAAUGGGCUGAAACUGCACCUAGUUAUAUUGCUAAUUCUCAAGAAUUGCAGUUACGUUCAUUUUCAACUUCAUUACAUCGAAUGGAUACUGUUGUAAGUUACAAAGCAGACUUCUAAAAAUAAUAUGUGAUGAAAAAUGUAAUAAGUAAUUUUUUUUUAUACAUAAGUCUAAUAUAAGGUAAUCUAUUGCUUAUACUAUGAAUCUUGUACAAGUAAGGCUUUAUUGUUUGGAAAGUCAUGAUUUUUAUUUAUUUUUUACUGUUAUUUUAGCUCAUAAAACAAUGGUUGAUUUGUUUAAUCUAUUAAAAUAAUUUUUUAAAUCACUAAUAUGUAAAUUAUUUAUAACUGGAU